AUGGUGUCCCGGACUCAAGCUGUGACGAGGGCGCAUGAGCACCGAAGCUCUUCUAUUUCGACCAAUGGAGCUACAAAGAAAGCCGAGGUGCAAAUGCAGUCAAGUGGGCCAAAACGCAGCAAGUAUCGUCAUAUUGCUGCAUACCAUUCGAAGUUGCAGCAUUCAAGUCUGAGUAGAGACUCAGAUGUGACACCAAGCUUUCUGGGCUUUCGAAACUUGAUGGUGCUGGUUCUUGUGGCCAUGAAUCUACGGUUGAUUAUUGAGAAUUUCAUGAAAUAUGGAGUGUUGAUUUGUAUCAAAUGUCACGACUAUCGCAAGCAGGACAUAGUUCUUGGCUCCAUCCUCUUUGCUUUGGUUCCAUGUCAUUUGUUUUUGGCAUAUGUCAUCGAACUUACUGCAGCAUCCUCUGCAAAGCAAGCAGUGGGUCAACAAAAGAAAACCGUCGAAGAGAAGGAGCGCGACCAGCAGGCUUUCCGUUCCACCUGGCCCUACACAGCCUUCCUUCAUACCGUGAACGCCACCUUGUGUCUUGCAGUGACCAGCUUUGUGGUGUAUUUCUAUAUCCACCAUCCGGGAAUUGGCACGUUGUGUCAGCUUCAUGCGAUCAUUGUAUGGCUGAAGAAUUGCUCGUAUGCCUUCACCAACCGAGAUCUGCGUCUCGCAUAUCUGAACCCAUCAGCCGACCCUGGUCUUCCGGAAAUCUACGCGACAUGUCCCUACCCAAGAAAUGUCACCAUCAAUAACCUCACUUAUUUCUGGCUUGCUCCCACCUUGGUCUAUCAGCCUGUCUAUCCUCGCAGCGCAUCGAUUCGUUGGUCAUUCGUCGCCAAGCGACUUGCUGAAUUUGUCGGCUUGUCAGUGUUCAUCUGGCUUCUCUCCGCACAAUAUGCCGCGCCUGUCUUGCGGAACUCUAUUGAUAAGAUUGCUGUCAUGGACAUCGCGUCUAUUUUGGAACGUGUGAUGAAGUUAUCCACCAUCUCCUUGAUCAUUUGGCUUGCUGGGUUCUUUGCUCUUUUCCAAGCCUUGCUGAAUGCAUUGGCAGAAGUAAUGCGCUUCGGAGACCGAGAGUUUUACACCGAUUGGUGGAACAGCUCCAGUUUAGGAGGCUACUGGCGGUCUUGGAAUCGACCGGUGUAUUCAUUCAUGAAAAGACAUGUCUUCUCACCCCUGGUGGGUCGUGGAUGGAGCCCUCUAGCCGCGAGUGGUAUGGUCUUUGCGCUAUCCGCUAUUCUGCACGAGAUGCUAGUGGGGAUUCCCACUCACAACUUUAUUGGUGUUGCAUUCUUUGGCAUGAUGUUCCAGUUACCAUUGAUUGCGCUCACAGCGCCGCUUGAGAAGAUGCGCGACCCGCUGGGUAAGACUCUCGGGAACUGCAUCUUCUGGGUGAGCUUUUGUCUGGUUGGGCAGCCAUUGGGAGCCCUACUGUACUUCUUUGCCUGGCAAGCUAAGUAUGGCAGUGUUAGUAAAAUGCGUGUCUGA
Penicillium verhagenii is the source of this 1479-nucleotide messenger RNA. Its product is annotated as putative diacylglycerol O-acyltransferase (DgaT). The transcript has 4 exons. Gene Ontology annotation, molecular function: diacylglycerol O-acyltransferase activity. The coding region runs from base 1 to 1479 and encodes 492 amino acids. The record is from RefSeq and is a predicted model, not a curated record. Lineage: Eukaryota; Fungi; Ascomycota; Eurotiomycetes; Eurotiales; Aspergillaceae. Gene Ontology annotation, cellular component: endoplasmic reticulum membrane. Gene Ontology annotation, biological process: triglyceride biosynthetic process.